Periconia digitata is the source of this 1092-nucleotide messenger RNA. The record is from the annotation of a GenBank genome assembly. Lineage: Eukaryota; Fungi; Ascomycota; Dothideomycetes; Pleosporales; Periconiaceae.
AUGCCUUCCGCAAUCGAAGUUCACUCCCAAAACUACUACUCGUGGAAGACCGGCGAAGGAGCCAAAAAUCUACGCUUAAACCCCAAUGUGUCGAAACCAACUUCCAUUCCAGCGGGCCAUGUUCUCGUCAAUAUCAAAGCUGCUUCUCUAGCUCCCCGCGACGCCAUGAUCAUCUCCGGCGAUCGUCACUACCCAUCGUACAUUGACCCGAAUGGUACGCCUGGUUCCGAUGGCGCAGGCAUCAUUGAGAAACUUGGUGAGGGCGCAGAUGGGAAGUGGGAAGUUGGCGAUCGUGUAAUCAUCGCGCCAACCUCCUGGCUGAAGUACUCAUACGAGGAUGGUGCGGAUGCGUUUCCCCACGUCGAUGAGCUGAAGACGAAAGGGGAGAAGAAUUGGAACGGUACACUGAGGGAGUAUGGGGUAUUCCCCGCCAGCGAACUCAUCCCCGCACCCUCCUAUCUCUCCUACCCAGCUCUUGCCAGCCUCCCCGCAAACGCCGGCACAGCCGCCCACGCCCUCUUCUUCGGCCCCCGCCGCCUCCGCCCCGGCCAAACCGUACUGGCCCAAGGCACGGGCGGCGUCUCGGUAACCGCCAUCCAAAUCGCCGCCGCCGUCGGCGCAACCGUCAUCGCCACCUCCUCCUCCAACGCCAAGCUUGAGAUCGCCCGCAAACUAGGCGCCACGCACACCGUCAACUACUCCGAGACCCCAGCCUGGGAAGACGAGGUCCUUCGCCUGACCGACGGCAAAGGCGUGGACGUUGUGAUUGAGAUUGGCGGGAGUGCGACGCUGAUGCAGAGUCUCAAGGCUACCAAGUUCAAUGGGCUGGUUUGUCUUGUUGGGUUCUUGACCGAGCCUGUGCAGUAUGAUAUCAUUCCCUCUGUUCUUUUUACCGGUAGGUCGAUUUAUGGGGUGCGGAGUGUGGCGCAGGAGCAUGUUGAAUAUGGGGUUAAGGUAUUGGCGGAGAAGAAGAUUGAGCCUGCUGUUGGGAAGGUGUUUGAUUGGAGUGAGGAAGGGGUUGGGCAGGCUUUGAAGACUUUGGCGAAUUGGGAAGUUGUGGGUAAGGUUGUCGUGAAGGUUGGCGAGGAGUGA